Molecule: messenger RNA, 387 nt
Organism: Malus domestica (apple)
Lineage: Eukaryota; Viridiplantae; Streptophyta; Magnoliopsida; Rosales; Rosaceae
Source: RefSeq, a predicted model, not a curated record
AUGAUGCUAGUCAAACUUGAUGAGUCUGGAAAAUGGGUUGUUACAAGAGUUGUUAAGGACCAUGCUCAUCCACUUAUAGUUUCUUCCGGGAAUUCUAUGGACGCAAAGGAUAUGAAGAUUGCGGAACUCACUAUGGACCUGGGGCGUGAAGAGCAAUUAUGUGGACAAUACCAUGAGCCACUACUUACAUUGCUGAAUAAUGUUGAGGCGGAGACGGAACUGAUAGCAACGAAAGUUAGAGGAGUCGUUAACCAUGUAAGAGAAUUUGAGACUGACGUUGAAGGGCUUCCACAAAAUCAAAUGGAGGCUAAAGUUCGACGGCUUCCUCCAAAUCAAACGGUGACUGAAGUUCAAGGGCUUCCACAAAGUCAAUCAGGCCACAAUUAG